This is a messenger RNA of Xylaria bambusicola, 1522 nucleotides long. Its product is annotated as mitochondrial carrier domain-containing protein. The transcript has 6 exons. The record is from RefSeq and is a predicted model, not a curated record. The coding region runs from base 188 to 1084 and encodes 298 amino acids. Gene Ontology annotation, biological process: transmembrane transport. NCBI's taxonomy places the organism in Eukaryota, Fungi, Ascomycota, Sordariomycetes, Xylariales, Xylariaceae.
UAAUUCUGAAGAGGCUAAAGCCACGCUAAAUUCCCUGGUCUAGUGGGUUCCCGUCUUCCAGAUCUCAGUCUCCGGUUGUGCGAGGUCGCAGCAGCUUGACGAGGAUAAUAAAAGCAACCGCCGUCCCGCCGCCCAAUUCACCACCAAGUGCUUUCCAACUAACGAUUCGAACACGAGAGCAAGCAACAUGUCUUCCGACAAGCCUCUCGGUUUCCAAUGGCAGUUCGCCGCCGGCGCCAUUGCCGGCGUGUCCGAGAUUCUGGUCAUGUACCCAUUAGAUGUCGUCAAGAGUCGACUGCAGUUGCAAAGCGGCAAGGGAGCUGGCGCUGACGGUUAUACCGGCAUGGUAGACUGUUUCCAAAAGAUAGUUCGCAAUGAAGGGUUUUCAAGGCUUUAUCGUGGAAUUACCGCUCCCAUCUUAAUGGAGGCGCCGAAGCGUGCCACCAAGUUCGCCGCCAACGACGAAUGGGGAAAAUUUUAUAGAAAAGCUUUUGGUGCCGAAAAGAUGACACAGCAACUGUCUAUUCUUACUGGCGCUUCUGCUGGAGCUACCGAAUCUUUCGUGGUCGUUCCGUUUGAACUAGUCAAGUUGCGGUUACAGAGUAAAGAGUCCGCUGGACAGUACAAGGGCGCUCUUGAUGUCGUGUCCAAGGUUAUCAAGAACGAGGGUGUCCUGGCUUUAUACAAUGGUCUGGAGAGUACUAUGUGGCGCCAUAUCUUAUGGAACGCAGGCUACUUUGGCUGCAUUUUUCAAGUCCGCGAGCUCCUCCCCAAGGCGGAGACGAAGAGCAGCAAGAUCACCAAUGACAUUAUCGCCGGUACCAUUGGUGGUACGGUGGGUACAAUACUGAAUACACCCAUGGACGUCGUCAAGUCCCGUAUUCAGAACACUCCCAAAACCGCCGGCACCAUUCCCAAGUACAACUGGGCCUGGCCCGCAUGCGGCCUGGUCAUAAAAGAGGAAGGAUUCGGCGCCCUGUACAAGGGCUUCCUGCCCAAGGUGCUGAGGCUUGGCCCUGGCGGUGGUAUUCUUCUGGUUGUGUUUACAGGUGUUAUGGACUUCUUCCGAACCCUGCAAAAGUAAAACAAAGAUAUCCAUAGAAUGGACCAAGGCCAAGAAAACAUUUCAAUCACGCUCGAUACCCUAGUUGGAGAUGAGAGAUUAUAGAGACAUCACAAGACGUUGGAAAGGAUGCCGAAUGAGAGACUUGGCAUAGCUAGGAUUUCCAAUACACAAUCUAGAGUAGAUAGUAGAUGAGUAGAGAUACUAUAAAUAUCAUGUUCUAGUUCAUUCAUAUUUCGGUCCUACCAAUCACCAUUCUGGUUCCGCGUGCCGGUGAUGAAGGGUGAAGAGCAACGUUCGGUUCGGAGUACGGUCACCUGGAUGAGCAUUUUACCUUCAUUGCUACGUCUCGUAUAUGAUAUUUCUAAUAUAAUCAGUGGCUACCCCACAAUGGCUUGCAGCAGUACGGCAAACAGCAUGUGGGCUCUCCAGCUCUCCAGCUUUCCGUGGGACCGGGAG